GCAAAGUUUGGUUCCUUCCUCUUUUACAGGCGCAAGUACGACCUUUUUGCUAUCUCUACACAAAAGUUUCAUCAUGAUCUAUUCCUCUAAAAAGCUGUUCUUGUUCUUCCUCUCCUGCAUUAUAAUGAUAUCCAACUACAACACUAGUGGCUUCUUAACCGCAACAAAUAGCGUUGGUUUGAACUACGGCCUCCUCGGAGAUAACCUCCCAACUCCGUCCAAUGUUCUCAACCUUUACAAGUCCAUAGGCAUUAAAAAAAUCCGAAUCUUCGACCCCAGCACAGAGGUUCUUAAAGCCUUACGCGACCACGGCAAUAUUGAAGUUACUGUUGGCGUUAGGGACCAGGACUUGGCUGCUCUUGCAGCUAGCGAAGAAGCUGUUAAGGGCUGGUUUGUGACCAACAUCGAGCCUUACUUAGCCGACGUCAACAUUUCGUUCAUUACUGUUGGUAAUGAAGUCAUCCCUGGACCAAUCGGUCCGCAAGUGCUUCCGGUCAUGCAGUCUCUCACCAACCUCGUCAAGUCAAGGAAUCUUCCGAUCUCGAUAAGCACGGUGGUGGCUAUGUCGAAUCUCGAGAAAUCAUACCCACCGUCCACUGGAAAGUUCACGUCCCAGGCGCGAGAACAACUUGUCCCCGUGCUAAAACUGUUGUCUCAAACAAGUACGCCUAUCCUCGUCAAUAUUUACCCUUACUUCCCUUACGCAUCCGACCCAUCGAACAUCCGUCUCGACUAUGCUACCUUCAACACUGAGGCCAUCGUAGUCCAAGAUGGACCAUUGGGCUAUUCAAACAUGUUUGAUGCAAUCUUCGACGCAUUCGUGUGGGCAAUGGAGAAGGAAGGCGUGAAAGGUUUACCAAUGGUGGUGUCCGAGACCGGAUGGCCAUCAGCCGGAAAUGGGAACCUAACCACACCGGAUAUCGCGGCUACCUACAAUAGAAAUUUUGUGAAGCAUAUAGUAAGCGGAAAAGGGACGCCUAAGAGGCCCAACAAAGGCUUCGACGGGUUUCUAUUCGCAACGUUCAACGAAAAUCAAAAGCCGGCCGGUACUGAACAGAAUUUUGGGUUGUACAAUCCUACUGGUAUGAAACCCAUCUAUAAGCUAUUUUAAAGUGUGAAAGUUGCUUAGACUUUUCAGUUCACUAAUAAGUGAGAUUAACACAUGUGAUAAGCUAUUGGCUUCUGUGAGAUUGGUGAUGAGAUCUCGUAGCGGAACUUAAUUGACAUUAAAUUUGGUAGUUAAAACUACUUUCUCCGGUUUUAGUUAAUGGAUUCCUUCAUCCAUCAUAAGAGUAUGCCAUUUGUUUCGUAUCCGUCUUGUUUGUGCAUUUCUUAAAUGAAUAUA
Camelina sativa (false flax) is the source of this 1345-nucleotide messenger RNA. The record is from RefSeq and is a predicted model, not a curated record. NCBI's taxonomy places the organism in Eukaryota, Viridiplantae, Streptophyta, Magnoliopsida, Brassicales, Brassicaceae.